GCUUCUUUCCCACGAGAGGUUAUUAUAGACCGAGUAGGAGAAGGGAAGCGAGCGGAGGCCGUAUAUCACCACCGCUUGCCGCACUCUUCUCAUAGGAAGCGCGCCAUCAAAUCUUCAUCUUCCACCACUUCUCUCCGUCUCUUUCACUUGGUAAUUCCAUCCACUCCCACCAUGGACCAGUCAACGGCCUACGAACCACACACCCAACUCCUUCCUACCUCAAAAGACCCUUUGGAGAAAGCAGCCGCAAAACGCAGGAGCAAAGCAAGGAAGAAUGCCACUGCGUCCGGCGGACGAACGGCAGCCCGUCUUCGCCUCUGCAUCCGCAUCCUCUCCUUCGCCCUCACAGCUACCAUAGUCGUCGUCCUCGCUCAUGCCGUCUCAGUCUACUACUCCACUCGCAGCAAGACGACAAACGAGAACGCCUUGCAUGUGGAGCUGAGGAUGUGGCCGACAGAUCUGGUCAUGAAGCCCACGCUCUUGCUGCUCGGUGCUGCGGCGACUGCGACGCUGUUAAGUGGUGUUCUGUGUCUUGCGAGUUUAGUUCCAGCCGUUCGCCACAUAAACACUCUCGGUAAUGUCUCUACCACCAUCGUCUCCACAAUCUGCAUAGCGCUCUGGAUCGCUGUUCUCGCCUACUACCGCGUCGUCGACGUCGACGCGUCCUCCAAGCACGACCUCCUCACUUUCACCUGCCUGCACCAGAAGAACACGCAUAUCUUCCAGGUGACGGGGAAUAUGCAUAGUUUGUGUCUGCAGAUGCGGUAUAGUUGGUGGGGCGCUGUUGCUGUAGGAGUGCUAGAGGUUGGUGCUCUGGUGACGGUGGUGUGGGGUUGGAUGGUGAUGAAGAAGGAGGGGUCUUAUGUAGAGAUUGGGAAGGGUGACAGAAAGACGGGUGGUCGUUGAGUUGGUAUGGUGAGGCGGGUAGAGUGUAUGGGUUAGAGGGGCGGAUGAAGAAUGUGGAGCUUAAUGAAGAGCAGAGACAACGAGACAGCCCGGUUUUGUGUUGCAUACAUUAUGUACUGUUCAAUUGAUGGCGUCGUCCACGAUCUGAAGGGGAAGACCAGUCGAAGCGCGCGAUCGCAGUGAAGAUUAGCGCAACCUAUAGGGCCAACAUGGGCGGUAUGAAGAGA
Molecule: messenger RNA, 1133 nt
Organism: Trematosphaeria pertusa
Lineage: Eukaryota; Fungi; Ascomycota; Dothideomycetes; Pleosporales; Trematosphaeriaceae
Exons: 2
Coding region: 172-906 (244 amino acids)
Source: RefSeq, a predicted model, not a curated record